Messenger RNA from Herpailurus yagouaroundi (jaguarundi), 3308 nucleotides. It is a transcript of the gene AMHR2, whose product is annotated as anti-Mullerian hormone receptor type 2. NCBI's taxonomy places the organism in Eukaryota, Metazoa, Chordata, Mammalia, Carnivora, Felidae. The record is from RefSeq and is a predicted model, not a curated record. Gene Ontology annotation, biological process: cellular response to growth factor stimulus; BMP signaling pathway; protein phosphorylation. Gene Ontology annotation, molecular function: transforming growth factor beta receptor activity; ATP binding. Gene Ontology annotation, cellular component: plasma membrane; signaling receptor complex.
CUCUCUCUGUCACUCUGUCACUCUCAAAAAUAAAUAAAACAUUAAUAAAUAUAUUAAAAAAAAAAAAAAAAGAGUUACAGCCUCAUUCCUGGUCUAAGCCAGACCAUUGCCAGAAAGGGUUUCUAGGCAGCCACCAGGGGGACAGAGGCUAGGAAAACAGGGAACCGGUCCCCUCUGACUCUAAUUCUCAUGGGAGCCAACUGCUCACAGAUGUGGAAAUGAUUACCUAUUACUGUAAUGUCUUACUCUGGGGAAGAGUCUGGUGGAGCUGGACUCCUGUCUCCUAUUGCACCACAAACCAUAGACUUCUUCCAUCUCCAUGCUGACGUUCCCACUGUAUACCCUGUGCUCUCCCUUCACGUUUUACAGUCUCUGCAGUUUAGUAGAUACAGGAGAUGUGAUACUAGUCCUCAGAGGAGGCUGGCCCUUUUUGCCCCCAGGAAGCAUCCUGAGUUUCUCCUAUGUCUGCUGACCUCUGGUGGCGAUAGUUUGAACUGGACCCUCCUUGUCUAGUUAGUGCCUGCUGGCAGGUAAUGAAUGGUGUACAUUCUCUCAGCCAUCCAAAUUCAAAUAUUCAAACACUGUAUCAAAUGGAAAUAUUUUUUACUGCUGAAUUUUUUGUUUUCAGGCCUCAUGACAUAAUGUAAAGAACAGAGCCUGGGCUUUGGAAUCAGACUUACCUAGGUUCAGGUCUAGCUCUGUUUCCUAGCAGAGUGACCUUGGGCAAGUUACCUAAGCUUAGCUUUCUUACCUGUAAAGUGAAAAUAAUAAUAAAUAGCUCAAUCGGAAAAUGAGAUGAUUGUAAAAUGCAUAGCCCUAGCUGUGCCAUAGCACAUAGGUGCUCAAUAAAAGUUUGUUACCUUCUCAAUAAUAGUGAUUUUGUUCAGUGUAUGACUCCAUAUGAUUUUAAAAUUUUUGGUAACAUAAAAUUUACCAUUAUUCCCAUUUUUCAAUGUGACUUUUUUAAACUCUGAGAAGUUUUAUAUAACUGCUUUCUGAUUCUUGAGUUUGGAAACUGAGGUCAACUUUAGUAUGGACUGUGAAGACUGCCUCUGCCCAGAGAGCUACAGAUCCGAGCCCUGAAAAUAAGGGUUAGAGAGAUCUUGGGCACAGCCAAAUGGCUCAGUUGACCUCACUCUGGUUUCCAGCCUAAGAAGGACUGACAGGAUCCAGCACUUUCUUCCAGGGUCAGCAAAGGGCAGAGGUCUGAAGUCAGGCAUCACAGGGUUCACAGCUGGGCCUCCAAGACCCCCUUCUCCCACUUUGCAGAGAAAAGAGGAGGCGGCUGCAGAGAAGAGGAUAUGUGAUUGCUUCUCUGCUCCUCCCUCUCCCUGCUUUUCCCUACACCCAUCCUCUCCCCCACAGCAGCCAUCUCCCCCGCAGCAACUGGAAAGAGGGAGGGGGGGCGGAGUUGGGGACUGAGGGAUCAGAAGACCCACAGCGUCCUGUAUCUGAACGAAGCUCUUGCUGGGGGCAGCUGUGCUGGUUCAUGCUCCCCUCUCCAUGCUGCUUGCCUCCUCCAGCAUGAUGCUGGGGACUCUGGGCCUUUGGGUACUCCUCCCCAUAGCUGUGCAAGCACCCCCAAGCAGGCGGACCUGUGUGUUCUUUGAGGCCCCUGGAGUGCGGGGAAGCACAAAGACACUGGGGAAGCUGCUAGAUGCAGGACAGGGCCCCCCCAGGGUUAUCCGCUGCCUCUACAGCCGCUGCUGUUUUGGGAUCUGGAACCUGACCCAACACCAGGCACAGGUGGAGAUGCAAGGAUGCCGAGACAGUGAUGAGCCAGACUGUGAGGCCUCCCACUGUGAGCUGAGCCCCCGAGCCCACCCUGGCCCCAGGUCCACUCUCUUCACCUGCUCCUGUGGCACUGACUUCUGCAAUGCCAAUUACAGCCAUCUGCCUCCUCCAGGGAGCCCUGGGACUCCUGGCUCCCAGGGUCCCCAAGCUGUCCCAGGCGAGUCCAUCUGGAUGGUGCUGGUGCUGCUGGGGCUAUUCCUCCUCCUCCUGCUGCUGCUGGGCAGCAUCAUCUUGGCCCUGCUACGGCGAAAGGCCUGCAGAGUCCAAGGUGGCCCAGAGCCAGAGCCAGAGCCAGAGCCAGAGCCAGGCUCAGGCAGGGACUGGAGUGCUGAGCUGCCUGAGCUGCCCGAGCUGUGUUUCUCCCAGGUAAUCUGGGAAGGAGGUCACACAGUGGUGUGGGCUGGGCAGCUGCAAGGCAAGCUGGUAGCCAUCAAGGCCUUCUCCCUGAGGGCCGUGGCCCAGUUCCAAGCUGAGAGAGCACUAUAUGAACUGCCAAGCCUACAGCACGACCACAUUGUCCGCUUUAUCACCGCCAGCAGAGGGGGCCCUGGGCCCUUGCCCUGUGGGCCCCUGCUGGUACUGGAGCUGCACCCAAAGGGCUCCCUGUGCCACUACUUGACCCAGCACACCAGUGACUGGGGAAGUUCCAUGCGGAUGGCGCUGUCCCUGGCGCGGGGCCUGGCAUUUCUCCAUGAGGAGCGCUGGCAGGAUGGCCAAUACAAACCAGGUAUCGCCCACCGAGAUCUGAGCAGCAAGAAUGUGCUCAUUCGGGAGGAUGGGUCGUGUGCCAUUGGAGACCUGGGCCUUGCCUUGGUGCUCCCUGGCCUCACCCAGCCUCCCACCUGGGCCCCAACUCAACCCCGAGGCCCAGCUGCCAUCAUGGAGGCUGGCACCCAGAGGUACAUGGCACCAGAGCUCUUGGACAAGACUCUGGACCUACAAGACUGGGGCACGGCCCUCCGGCAAGCCGAUGUUUACUCUCUGGCUCUGCUCCUAUGGGAGAUCUUGAGCCGCUGCCCAGAUUUGUGGCCUGACAGCAGACCACCACCCUUCCAACUGGCCUAUGAGGCAGAACUGGGCAGCACCCCUACCACCUGUGAGCUGUGGACCUUGGCCGUGGAGGAGAGAAGGCGCCCCUACAUCCCAUCCACCUGGCGCUGCUUCACCACAGACCCUGGUGGCCUGAGAGAGCUGCUAGAGGACUGUUGGGAUGCAGACCCAGAAGCACGGCUGACAGCUGAGUGUGUACAGCAGCGCCUGGCUGCCCUGGCCCGUCCUCAGGAGGCCCGCCCCUUCCCAGAGAGCUGCACCCACGACUGCCCACCUCUCUGCCCAGAAGACUGCCUCUCACCUCCCCCCACUGCCAUUCCCCCUUGUAGGCCUCCACUGAAUGUCUGCUGCUUCAGCAUUCAGCAAGGCCCUGGUGCCAGGAGUCCUCCUGUACCAUCUCUCACCUGUAAAUAUGCAGGUUAUGUAUAACCUAUGUACAUGCAAACAUAAAUAUGGUGAUCAGA